AUGCAGAAGUGUGACUUCGGGACUUCGGAGGUUUUAUUCCUUGGCUAUGUGGUUUCGGCGGCCGGUUUACGGGUGGAUCCUCAGAAGGUUGAUGUUGUGGCUUCCUGGCCAACGCCAAAGACAAUUUCAGAGGUCCGGAGUUUUCAUGGAUUGACCUCCUUCUAUCGACGCUUCGUACACAAUUUUAGUACUAUUAUGGCACCUAUGACGGAUUGUAUGAAGAAUGUCACUUUCUCGUGGACUAAGGAAGCCGAUGAUGCCUUUUCACUUAUCAAGGCGAAGUUGACAACAGCCCCAAUACUUGUGUUACCAGAUUUCGACGCCCCUUUCGAAUUACACUGUGAUGCCUCGAAAUUAGGAGUGGGAGCUGUUUUAAGCCAACAUUGUCGCCCUAUUGUUUAUUACAGUGAGAAGUUGGCAGGUGCUCGUAGUCGGUACAGUACCUAUGAUGUGGAGUUCUAUGCGGUUGUGCAAGCAGUCAAACAUUGGUGGCACUAUCUCGCCCACAAAGAGUUUGUGUUGUUCACCGAUCAUGUUGCUUUAAAGUAUUUGGGCACUCAGGACAAAAUCUCUUCUCGCCAUGCAUCUUGGACUGCAUACUUGCAACAGUUUACAUUCGUUAUUAAACAUUAG
This is a messenger RNA of Brassica napus (rape), 633 nucleotides long. RefSeq lists its product as uncharacterized. Bases 1 to 633 code for a protein of 210 amino acids. The transcript has a single exon. Lineage: Eukaryota; Viridiplantae; Streptophyta; Magnoliopsida; Brassicales; Brassicaceae. The record is from RefSeq and is a predicted model, not a curated record.